Messenger RNA from Clonostachys solani, 477 nucleotides. The record is from the annotation of a GenBank genome assembly. NCBI's taxonomy places the organism in Eukaryota, Fungi, Ascomycota, Sordariomycetes, Hypocreales, Bionectriaceae.
AUGGGCUUCAAGACUUCAGGACCUGCUCUUUCCUCCCGCGCUUCGGCUGCCUCCAGAUCUUCCACCACGGGCCUCAAGGCCUCGGCGGUUUCGACUGCCUCCCCUACCGCCACCCUUUCCACCGCUUCCGCCCUGAGUAGAUCUGCUGCGGGCUUCAAGAUUGCGACGGUUUCGACUACCUCCUUUUCCACCUCCCUUGCUACCGCUUCCGCCCUGGGGAGAUCUGCUGCGGGCUUCAAGAUCGCGUUCUUCGAGAUCAUCGUUGAAGUCACGCUCCCCGAGCUCCUCAAAGUCCCGUGGGUUGACAGGCGGAGCAAGGCCAGCUCGCUCCACCAGGGUAAGCUCGCCGCUGGCAUCGUUUAUUUCCAGAGCAAGUCCCUUGCUGGCGAGACCGCACCAGACGAGAGUGACAAGAGCGAGAUGCUGAGCGACGACCAUUUUGACUUAAUUGAGAGGAAACUGAGCAAUAAAAAUUGA